AACGACAUCAUGCCGCCGCCCAGGAUAUCACAGGGCCUCACGGCUCAAUUGAGUCAGCUGACUCUUUCUUCGUCCCGACCGCGAUUACUCGCAUCACCACCGAUCCCCCCACUCCUCCCACCCCCCGUCCGCCUCUUCUCCUCCACGCCUCGCUCCUCCAACUGGCUCGCUCCCAAAGCCGGCGAAUCGCGCAAAUCGCGAAAGGGCCGCUGCCGCGUCCCCACCGGCGGCAGCACACGCGGCACCACGGUGGUAUGGGGCGACUACGGGCUGCGGAUGCGCGACCACGACCGGCGCAUCUCCUCCACUCAGCUCCGCAUCGCCGAAGAGACAAUAAAGAAGCGGCUGCGAGGCAUGAAGUUCCGGCUCUACGAGCGCAUCUCCGCAAACAUCGGCGUGUACACGAGCGGGAACGAGAGCAGAAUGGGGAAAGGAAAGGGGAGUUUCGAUCAUUGGGCUAGCAGGGUGGCGGUGAGCAAGGUGAUUUUCGAGAUUAAGGGGGAUUUGCAUGAGCAGGUUGUGCGGGAUGCGUUUAGGUUGGCGGGGAAUAAACUGCCUGGUUUGUAUGAGUUUGUAAAGAAGGGCGACCCGCCGAAAAUGGGUAUAACGACGGUUGGACUGAACGGAGUAACAGAAGCAGACCUGAAGAGACCGAGGAAGAAGCUCCCACUAGAGGAGACAGCUGCACGAAUACCUUCAACCAACCCAUCGUAGACAUGUAGAAAUAUCUGUAUUAUGGAACCAUGGUGUACAACAUUCAACGGACCGAGCCUAUGAAAUCCUAGUUCACAUCAGCCCAAUCACGUACGAUCAAUCAUUCUAAGGUUUAAG
Molecule: messenger RNA, 831 nt
Organism: Trematosphaeria pertusa
Lineage: Eukaryota; Fungi; Ascomycota; Dothideomycetes; Pleosporales; Trematosphaeriaceae
Product: ribosomal protein L16
Exons: 3
Coding region: 10-714 (234 amino acids)
Biological process (GO): mitochondrial translation
Cellular component (GO): mitochondrial large ribosomal subunit; ribosome
Molecular function (GO): rRNA binding; structural constituent of ribosome
Source: RefSeq, a predicted model, not a curated record